UUAGAGGUUACUUCACCUAUAGGAACAAGUGGAUUCUCUCGUGUUUUGCGUUUCGCUUUUUCCAAUAUCGUCUCGCCUAUAAAAUCGCUGUCCAAAUCUUCUCGUAUUUUCACCCAAUCUAACUCCUCUGGUUUUGGGCCGGACAUCUUCGUCGUUUGAUGAAACUUGUGUCAGACACUUUGGCAGAACCUACCACGCGAGCCGAAUGUUUAUUUACGUCCACAUGCGGAAGAGCAUGAAUUCGGGUCCCGUUAAACAUAUAAUUGUUGCAUUAAAUUAAUUCCACUUUGAAAUCUGUAUAAAUCAUUAAUAUAUAUCAUUUAUUUCGCAUCCAUCGAAUUUCGAUGACAAUGAUAAAGAUCAUUAUAAUCUUACUUUAUCCUCUCCCUUUCUCUUCCAGCUGAUUCCUUCCAUUCCGAUUUUAAUAAAGUAAAUACGAUCAUAUGAUGUCAUUCAGUAUCGUCCUAUAUAUAUAGCUCUUGUACGGAAUACGUCAAAUACUUCCGCGAGAGAGACUGUGAUGAAUGCUCGUAAUUGUUUGGAGUAUUUUAUUUAAUUCUUGAUUACUUUUCGUGUGCAUUUAUGUGUGGACUCGUAAAUAAUAAAAUGAACGCGCAGGAAGUAGUCGAGGAAUUGACGCAAGUUUGCAUUCAAAUGCGCUCUCAUCUAGAUGACUUCGCGGAACAGAAGGACAGAGAGAAAUUAAUUCUAAAACAUAUCAAGCGAUAUGAAAAUACUGGAGUGGAAAUUCAGGAUUUUCCGAAAGGCUUGGAGUGGUUUAACGUGUCGGAAGGAUUAUCAUUGGCGCAGCAUUUGAAGGGAAAAAUUGUGCUGUUGGAUUUUUUUACUUAUUGUUGCAUCAAUUGCAUGCAUGUUUUAGCUGAAUUAGAAGAGGUUGAAAAGAAAAUCUCUAUGGAAGAUGGUCUUGUUGUGAUUGGAAUUCACAGUGCAAAGUUUUCAAAUGAACGUAACUCAAAGAAUGUCUUAUCUGCUGUACAGAGAUAUAAUAUCGAACAUCCUGUGGUAAAUGAUGUGACAUUAAGGAUGUGGAACAAUAUGGGAAUUACAUGUUGGCCUAGCCUUGUCAUGUUAGGACCUAGCGGUCAGCCGUUGGCUGUAUUUGUUGGUGAAGAUCAUAAAAAUGAAAUACUCUUAUAUGCAAAAGUAAUGAUAGCAUAUUUCAAAUCCUUAAAUCAAAUGUCGAACCAUAGUCUUCCACUGAAGCCGGCAUAUCAUCUUUUACCAUCUUCUAAAAAUGGCUUAUUGUUUCCUGGAAAAUUAGCAAUUCUUUCAUCUGAGCAAGGAAUAAAACUCGUCAUAUCAGAUAGUGGCAAUAAUAGAAUUGUCAUCGCAACUGAACAUGGGAAAGUGGAGCACAUUAUAGGUGGAUAUGAUCAGGGUUUUAAAGAUGGCAAUUUCAAAAAUACCAGAUUUAAUUCACCCCAAGGGGUUUGUGUACUUAAUAACGCAAUCUAUGUUGCUGAUAACAACAACCAUGCAAUUAGAAAAAUAAAUCUGACUGAAAAAAAAGUAUCUACUAUAGCUGGUACUGGUUUACAAGGUCACGACCGUCAAGGUGGAAAAUGCGGUACCAAUCAAGUUUUAUCAUCCCCUUGGGAUGUGGCAAUCUAUCAUCACGAAUAUAAAGAUAGCAGAGUGCCAGUCUUAUUAAUCGAUAGCGGUACUCAUCAGAUCUGGGCAUUGUUUUUGGAAGACACUAUUUGGUGGAAAGAAAAGAAAUACACAGCAGGCACAUGCGUUGCUAUUGUCGGAAGUGGCCGGGAGGAAAAUCGUAACAAUAGUUAUCCUCAUGCUGCUGGGCUAGCACAACCUUCCGGUAUCGCAGUCGUUCAAGAAUAUAAAACUGCAUUUUUGGCAGAUAGCGAAAGCAGUGCUAUCAGACGAUUGCAUUUAGAUAAUGGUCGGGUCUCUGCUGUUUGUGGAGGAGACAAAAAUCCUGCGAAUUUACAUUCUUUCGGAGACGUAGACGGAAAAGAAUACUCGGCUAAACUUCAACAUCCAUUGGGGGUAGCAUGGGAUUAUGUGAAUAAACGAAUUUAUAUAGCCGAUACCUAUAAUCACAAAAUUAAAACUGUAGAUACUGCAACAGGAUAUUGUAAAACUUUAUUUGGUGCGGGGAAACCUGAUCGCACAUUUUCCUUCAACGAACCAAGUGGCCUUGCUGUCAGUCCAGAUGGUAAUAUUCUUUAUGUAACAGAUACUAAUAAUCAUGCUCUCAAGAUUAUUGACUUGAAAAACGAAAAAAUUUCAACUAUGGCUAUUACAUUCGAACAUGAUUCGAAUAAAAAUAUUGAUAAUACAUUUACUUUCGAUACGUCGAUUAACACGAAUGGUGGAGAAUUAAAUAUUCUAUUUAAUAUUGUAUUUUCAAAUAAUUUGAAGUUAAAUGUAGAUGCGCCACAAGAAUGGCAUGUGUCCUUACCUGUCAAUACAUGGACAGCAAACUCUUUGACGGGUGGACUUUCAACUCCUAUAUCGAUGAAGCUUCCUCCAGAUGAAGCGCAAACUCAAUUGCGCGUUACUUUGAACAUAAUGGCUUGCACAGUCGACUCGUGUGUACCAUUGAAACUAUCUGUAUUAUUUAACGUGCAUCGAAGAACAGAUGCACCUAUAAUUGUGACUGAAAAGAAAGAACUCGUUGUUGGCUAGCGAUUAUCAAUUUUAUAAUUUUCGUAUGUGAAGAAUAUAUACAUAAGUGUGUUAU
This is a messenger RNA of Nylanderia fulva, 2725 nucleotides long. Its product is annotated as NHL repeat-containing protein 2. Lineage: Eukaryota; Metazoa; Arthropoda; Insecta; Hymenoptera; Formicidae. Gene Ontology annotation, molecular function: protein binding. The record is from RefSeq and is a predicted model, not a curated record.